Molecule: messenger RNA, 3756 nt
Organism: Nerophis lumbriciformis (worm pipefish)
Lineage: Eukaryota; Metazoa; Chordata; Actinopteri; Syngnathiformes; Syngnathidae
Source: RefSeq, a predicted model, not a curated record
AUGCCUUUCUGCAAGCGGGCGGUCUUGCCUCGGGAUUUGUGCAAAGUCGGCGUCGGGACGUCGACGGUGUUCUUGGACUUGGCCGACGUGUGCGCCUUCACCCUGGCCUCGAUACUCCGCCAACUCGCGGACCUGUCCCGACACUCUCUGGGCGUCCUGGAGGAACUCGAGGGCGAGUUGGCGUCCGUGUGCCGCAGGUCGGGCGCGCUGGAGGGCAGGCUCGACCGAGUCGUCGAGAUACUCCGCCACACUCCUCACACAGCUACCGUCGGACCGGAGGCGGAGAGCGUCAGCAGGCGCAGCAACGGCGGCGGCAUCGGCGAGCACGGCCGCGGCGAUGGCGCGGCCCACUUCAGGUCUCCAUGGCAACAGAGCGUGAACGUCUUCGGCUCCUGGAGCAGGCCCGAAUGCGUGGAAGAGCUGCACCAGCAGGCGCAGCUUAACCUCCAGAGCCUGCUGCAAGACUUUGAAGAGCGGCUGUGCGACGGCAAGCCCCCAGGUCAGACCUUCCGCCACCCACCCUCGGAGAGCUCAGACGAACAUUCCGCCGGGGACAAGCGGCCCGACUUCAUCUUUCUGCCGGCAUCCAAGCAACUCUACGAGGAUGAGACCGCCUCCUCCGUUUUCGGACUGAGGUCCUUGGCCAGUCCGUCUUCGUCGCUGUCUCCGUCGCCCUGCGAGUCGGAUCGCCCGCCGUCGAGCUGGGGCGCAGGACCGCCCGUCGCCGAGAAACCUCGCUGGCACCUCGGCAGACGCGCGCAGACUCAAAACUCGGCAGGUGAAGGAGGUAAAUUUCAUGGUGUGGACUUCCUGCAACACUCGGCAUCCCCUUCUCCGGUGGAGGACUUCCAUCAACCCCGCUCCCUGGAACCUGUCACUGAAACUCCUCGCCAAAACCUCGCCCUGAGGAAGAUUCAGUCGAACCUUGACUCCACUUCACCUUCAGAUAUCAACCUGGACCGACCAGGAACCAUGGAUCACUCUGGCCUGAUUUGCUCCAACACUCCUUCCAGCACCUGGAACGGGCCGAAAGGCUCCACCUUCUCUCCUGGAGCUUGGAACGAGCCUUACAACUACGUUGCCAAAAAAGGCCCGGCGGUCCCGCCCAAACAGCACAGUGUCAUCGGUCACACAGGAGAAGGGGGUCAAGAAGGCCUGAUGUUGGUGAGCAACUCGCAGUCGCUUUCCUUCUCAACUGUGUCCGACACUUCUGGGAGGCAGAGGAACAACGUGACGGGAAGGAGGAGUGAGACUGAGGGGGCCGCGGCAGAUGGAAGGAGAGUCGAUGCGGGUAGGGGAAGGGGAAUGUCGGCACGCUCCGUAGCCGCGGCGAACGCGUUCAAGUUCCGGGAACGUUCCCUCUCCACGCCUACGGACUCUGCUUCCUUUGGCUUUACGGAGAUAGGCACGGAGCAACCGGAUGGGACUUGCCUGUCCGCGGGCAACGGGAACAUGACGUCCGGAGAGCAGCAUUGGCAGCAUCAUAACUUUUUGGGUCUCGGCGAGAAUUACGCUCUCCUCUAUCCCAGAGGGAGCUCCGAAGACAGCGCUAGUACCGCUGACACCAUCUCCGUUUCUGCUUCGGACUACGGUGCCGAUGGACGCCUGUGCCUGCGCUCGCGGUCCAUCUCGCUCAAGAAGUCCAAGCGCAAACCGCCGCCUCCGGUCAGGAGUGUGUCUCUUAUGAAGAACCUCGGCCAGGCGCAAGGAAGGAUCCACCACGAGGGCGGUCUACAUCGGGACGGACGACCAAAGAGCCUGCACAUCCCGAGAGACCAUUACCCCGACUUCCAGCCAGACUUCCUUUUGCCCACCUCCAGAUCUGGCGAGCUCGGCCCGGGAAGCUGCGACGGACCUCCCAAUUUGGAGGUUCACUCGCCAGAGAGGGAGGCAGAACCGACUUUCUCUGCUCACUGGCAGCUGGGAGACUGGAAGAGCAAUGACCCCUACAGGUCUUUAUCGGGCUCCAGUACUGCAACGGGCACGACUGUGAUUGAAUGUAUGAAAGCCAGAGGCAGCUCAGAGUCAUUGCUCAACUCUCCCGCCACCUCCAGAGCCACAUCACCGUCGCACAUCCUCGCAGAAACUGACGUCAAACCCGCUUCGCCCUUCAAACCACCUGGACUCUUGUCCCCGUCGAGCGGCUAUUCCAGUCAGUCAGAAACUCCCACGCCUACCGUGCCGCUCAGUCACUCGGCAGGCGCAGGGACUUUAGGGUGUAAAAUGCGGCCAAAGAUUCCUGAAAGAAAAUCUUCGCUCCCCUCACCAAAGGAUCCUGCCGCCAGGUCCAGAUUGUCCUUUGAGAUGCCGGGAAACGCCCAUCCGGAGCUGUCGUCACUCAAGCCGAAGCAGAAGGCCAGCAGGCGGCAUUCAGACACAUCCGCGGCGGCAAAGCCUGGGAAAAUUAGCCCCAACUCUUCGCAGGUUCCCCCCGUGGUCACCCAGAAUGAGCUGAAAACAAUUCGGCUCCGUUCGGUCUCGCGAGGCGAUCUGGAAGACUGCCCGGACGGUGCCUCAGAUACCAUCGAGGAGGAACAGCAGUGCAGAGACUUUGAAGAUGACGUCAGCCCGCCUCCCACCCUACCCAAACCCAAGCCACCGGUAGCCAUCAAACCCCCUCUCCCAAAACGGCCCCUUAACCUACUUCUGAAGUCUCAGCCCUCCACGCCCCCGCUCCCCCUGGACUCGCCCCCUGCGUCGCCCGUAGCUCGCCCUGUGCCACUGGGCAAUAUUUACAAAGUGAUGAAGAAACCUAAACCUAAAAAGUCACAAAGUCAUUCGAACCCAUCUGCCAUUGCAGAUUAUAACUCUACGUCCACCCAUCCCACCACCUCUGACCAGUGCCUCUUUGACCUCCCUCCCCUUCCGGACCCUCAGCCUCUCCUGGAAGAUGCCUUGUUGGAUCCAGAGUUGGACGCCAGCCUUCAACUCAGGCCAGAGGACGGAGGCUCUCUUCCUUUUCCCUGUACCAACCAAGAGGUUCUUGAACUCCAGGACAAGAGCAAGACGCUCCCUUCGAGAAUGACAAUCUCCUGUCUUGCGGAGCUCUCUGACAAAAAGAAACCCAAGGUUCCUCCCCCAGUCCCCAAGAAGCCCAAUGUCUUACUACUACCUUCAUCAGCCCACCUUUCAACCACAGAUAGCCAGACAACACCGACCGACAACCCGGCGGGCCUUCCGUCUCCCGGAGAUGCUUCCCCCACAGAAAAUAUUCCCGUCGAUCCUGAGAAUCACUUGGGAGCCGACAUUUUGAUGGCGUCGUCGUUGGACUCUUCCCAGAUAGAAUCCUCCCUUGCGGAGCUGGAAGGGAAAACUCCACCGACGAGGAAUGAAACGGACGACGGCGUGGCCUGUGAUAAAACGGUACUUCACAUCGUGGAGGAAUCGGACGAGGACUUCCUAGCUAGCGCACCUGCGACGCACACGACAGAAGACCUGUUCACUAUAAUACACAGGUCCAAGCGAAAGGUCCUGGGUCGCAAGGAGCCUUCCGACUCCUUCGGAAGCCGCCAGAGUCUGACAUCCCCGGUCAAGCAGAUGAACCUGACCAUGGGAGGCAGUCAGAGGUCCAGCUCCCGCAAUGAGAACUUCAUGGCCCUGCUCCAGAAAAAAGGUAGCAAGUCUUCCAGCGCGGGGACCAGAGUGUCCGCCGCCGAACUUCUUAAAAGCACAAACCCUCUGGCGCGACGGGCGACUGAACACUCCGGCGAUGGCGGAGAGGUCCAGUCCGGACAGAGCAAAGGCAACGAUCAGUGA